CCACCGACCCACCAAAAGCCCCCUUUCGACCCAUCGGUUUGUUGGUUUGUCCGGCUUGUACAGUCAGAUUCUCCCAUUCAAACCCAAGCGUUUGUCUUGGAUCGUAUGAGCUCCGGCACACAGGGCGCUGGAUAAUCACAGCUACAUCUGAUGGUGCACAACUGCACUGAACUGCAUCGAAUUGCACAGCACACCGCGGCGAGCGAGGGUGGACGCUACAUGAUGACGUCCGGCUUGGGGAGAAGACCACCUCUGCUGCGAGUGAGAAUGGAAUUUCUCCAGUGGUCCACGAUUGCGCUGGUCAUUGUGGCGUGUGUGCUGAAUGCAGCCCACAUCUCGGCCACUGCUCAGGGAGAACAAGAUGAAACGGUGGAGGAAACGAAUUCUUAUAUAUUGGAUAAAGAUUUACCCAAGUUCGGAGAACCGAUUCAAAAUCUUACCGUACCGGUCGGACGAGAAGCGAUACUGACCUGUGUCAUUAACAAUCUUCAAACAUACAAGGUGGCGUGGCUGCGUGUCGAUACGCAAACAAUACUGACGAUUCAAACGCAUGUCAUUACGAAAAAUCACCGCAUGACCAUCGCACAUGUCGAGGGCCGUGCCUGGGUGUUACGCAUUCGCGAUGUAAAAGAAUCGGACAAGGGAUGGUACAUGUGCCAGGUCAACACCGACCCGAUGCGUAAUCAGAUCGGCUACCUGAACGUUGUAGUGCCGCCCAACAUACUGGACUAUCCCACCAGCACCGAUAUGGUCGUGCGCGAGGGAAGCAACGUUACGCUGAAAUGUGCCGCUUCCGGUUCACCGACUCCUUCCAUCAUUUGGCGACGGGAAGGCAAUGAGCCUGUCAGCGCGGGCGCGACCAGCCUGAACAGCUCCACCUUUUCCAUUUCGCGAGUUAAUCGACUGCAUAUGGGGGCAUAUUUGUGCAUCGCAUCGAAUGGUAUCCCACCGUCGGUCAGCAAACGCGUCAUGUUGAUUGUCCAUUUCCCACCGAUGAUAUGGAUCCAAGAUCAGCUUGUUGGCGCCGCCCUGGGACAGCGUUUGACUCUCGAGUGUCAAUCGGAGGCUUACCCACGCUCUAUCAAUUACUGGAUGAAGAAUGACACCAUCAUAACGCAAGGCAAACACUUUGAACCUUCGAUUAAGGAGAUCAACAGCUACAAGGUGGUGAUGAAGCUCACUAUCAAAGACAUCAACAUUGCCGACUUUGGGACGUACAAAUGCGUCGUAAAAAAUUCACUCGGCGAAACGGACGGUUCAAUUAAAGUGUAUCAUAUUCCAUCUACUACUGCAAUGGCUACCAGUCCACCCGUAACGACAACCGUUGCAACCACCACCGAAACAGUGUUUCGGAAAAAUUAUAAAAACAAAAUCUAUCGCCCACCGUUGGACGAAUUUUCAUCAUCAUCCAAUAAGAUCAUGGGCGCAGGGGACAGUUCCGAAACGUGGAACAUCGAUGGAACGAUUGAGAAAGAUCGUGAUCAUCGAUACCGAGACAAUGGGGCCAGCUACAACGAGGAUCAACGGGAAAAGGAAGCAUUCGUUGAUACGGAAGGAAAUUCACAUGCCCCUCCGCACUGGUCACCCGCAGGAAGCGGUCUACUGAUCCUUGCCUGUUACACACUGUUGAUAGUUACGAUCAGCGCCAGGUGAUUUCCGCGUUAGAUCCACUUACUGCAAGGCCGAGAUGCGUACACGGACAACUUAACAAUUACACAAACACAACAUUACUGAACUAUAGAUAAAUUAUGAGACUUAAGUGACAUAGGAAUCAGGCCAAAACAAACAAAACAAAACAAAAAUCCAGUUAGCAAAACGAUUGAUUGUGUCGCUGAGUGUUGGUAAGAGGAGCACUGUAAAUGUGAAAUUUCGCUACGUAAAGCGUAACCAAAUAAACGGACGAUUCAAAAUCGAGCAUCCCGCUUGGAGAAACAAUGUUAAAAGCUGACAAUGUAAUAAAGGUUUUUUUUAUAAUA
Anopheles moucheti is the source of this 1976-nucleotide messenger RNA. RefSeq names its product lachesin-like. NCBI's taxonomy places the organism in Eukaryota, Metazoa, Arthropoda, Insecta, Diptera, Culicidae. Bases 151 to 1653 code for a protein of 500 amino acids. The record is from RefSeq and is a predicted model, not a curated record. The transcript is spliced from 11 exons. Gene Ontology annotation, cellular component: neuron projection.